CACCGAUUCAACCCUGCUGUUUUGGUCUUGGAAACCUGGGUGAAUUUUUUUCUUCUUACAUUAUCUCUUUCUUGACUUCUUAUUAUCGGAGAGAGAUGGAGGAAUGGUCGAAUGGAGGCGCCGCCACGCGGGGAUGGCGGACUGGACUCUGGCGGGUGGCGGCGAUUGGAGGGUGGUGGCGGGCUGGCGGCGACCGAUUGGUGACUGGCGGCGCGAUUGGAGGGUGGCGAAUCGCUACUGGCGGCGAUUGGAGGGUGGCGGGCUGGCGGCAGACUGGCGAGGCGAUUGGGGGAGGCGAUUGGUGACUGGCGGCGAUUGGAGGGUGGCGGCAGACUGGCUCGGCAACUGGAGGUGCGGCCGGCGAUGGCGUGCUGGCGGCUGUGCUCUGGCCGACGAUGGCGAGUUGGCGACUCUGGUCUCCGAUGAUUUCGCCAGUAACGAGAGGAUGAGGAGGAGGAAGGAAAACGAGACGGAUGGGUCUAGCGGCUGUCAACGAUUGACGCGAGUGACUAGGGUUAGGGUCGUUUCUCAGCGGCCAAAACGACGUCGUAUAUCUCGGUCGGUUAGAGCCGGUUAGCCGGCUUUGGUUACUCGGCUAACCGCCUGACCAGACCCAAUUCCCGACAACCGACCGAGGCUGAUUUCCUUCGGUUUUCGGUUAGCCGCUAACCGGCGGUUACCGGUUAGACCGGCCGGUUAGCCGCUAACCGAAAACCGAAAUGACAGCCCUACCUAAACAUCAGAGACCACGAUUAGCUAUCCAACUACUUGCUGAAAACCAGCUAACAACUCUUAACCUGACUCCUAUCUUGACGACUGACUUAAUUAAACCAAAACAGAAAC
Molecule: messenger RNA, 843 nt
Organism: Linum trigynum
Lineage: Eukaryota; Viridiplantae; Streptophyta; Magnoliopsida; Malpighiales; Linaceae
Source: the annotation of a GenBank genome assembly